Olea europaea var. sylvestris is the source of this 3194-nucleotide messenger RNA. RefSeq names its product meiosis-specific protein ASY3. NCBI's taxonomy places the organism in Eukaryota, Viridiplantae, Streptophyta, Magnoliopsida, Lamiales, Oleaceae. The transcript has 11 exons. Gene Ontology annotation, biological process: meiotic cell cycle. Bases 307 to 2697 code for a protein of 796 amino acids. The record is from RefSeq and is a predicted model, not a curated record.
UUAUUAUAUCUCGAAGCUCCUUUUCAAGAGCUUUGAAAUUUUACAUCGGGAGAAGUUCCAGAUCUGCUCUGGAUGAGAACUUGAGCCAUAAAAUUACUGAUUCAAAACUUCAGAAGUUGAUUUUGUGAAUCUUCUCGGAAAUAUACUAGUUGCAAGCAUGUAAUCGUGUAACUGCUUCACUCCAGCAUCACCUACUAUUGAUUUGCAGUAAUAUACUGGUUAAUAUACAUAGAGGCAUGAAGUAUUAAGUAAAUUCUGCUGACUUUGUUGGUUCUAGAUCCUGCACAUUACACUAAAGCCGUGACAAUGGAUAUUGAUAGACAGUCAAAUUUUCGAGAGGAUGGAAUGAUGGAGUGCCAGAGUUUUGGCAGCAAUUACCAUCCCUCCAGUCAAUCCAGGAAGGUCUCUAUAGGAGUUCUUAUUGAUUCCGUUGCAAACUCAAAGGAGGCAGAAAAAUUAACUUCUGCGAAAGAGAAUUGUAUUGAAGAUGGCAUAAAGAGCGAAGGAUUUACUCCAAUUGUGGAAAAACAUGUGCUGGCUUCUGAGCAGGAUAUAUCCUCUUGGGUUUCUGUUAGAUCCUUCAACCAAAAAAUACCUACUUCAGUGACAGUUAAAGAUGCAGAACAUACUCCGAGUUUCCCAUCCGCUAGCAAAAGGUGCAAUAAAUCAAAGGUUUCAAAGAAAUUAUCACCAGUACAUUCGGUUCAGGUUUUUGGCAGUAUGACUACUGCAAUAGAAUCUGAUGAAUUCAACAAGAAGAAAUUUGGUAAAGCUACCUACACAAGGAAGUCUGGGGAGAUGGGUAAUGCAGAGCAUGUGAAUAACCCUGCAUUUGUGACUGAACCAGAAGUUCUGCCAGAUAAAGGAUUGGCAGAGGGUAAAACUAACAAAUCAGAAAUGGGGGGCACCGAAGUUUUGAGAAUGAAACUUUGGGAGAUCUUAGGAAAUGUUUCUUCACCAAACAAGAAGUGCCCUAGCUCCCUGCCUGUCAAUAUAGGCACAAAAGAUUCACAUCCAAAUCAUGAGAGCAAUAAAAAGGGUAGUCCAGUUGGAAAGCUAAGACAAAAUUCAGACACAAUUGAAAGUGAUUCUGAAAGGCCUGAUCAUGCUGUCAGGAGAGCAUUGACUCAUUCUUUGACUUGCAAGAAAGCUCCCACUAAAAUGCAAUCAAGUAAAACUGGAACUUCAAUACUCACAUCCUACGGCAAAGAAUAUGCAGAGAAGAGUGUAUUCUCUUUCAGUGGAGAAUGGUCUGGGAAACUAUAUGAUACUGCCAAUGGUCAUUCUUUGCCCUGUAAGAGGAAGAAGAAUGAGAGGGAGAGUUUUGGAGUUGGUACCAAUCAGAUGUAUUUUCAUGAAUGCGAAAACUCAGAGGAGAGACAGCAAUCAGAAAAUAAGCGAAAAUCAAUACCAGUUGCUCAGAAAUCAACAUCUGCAGGAAAUAAUAUCUCGACCAAUAACAUUUCCCAGGAUGAGAGAAACGGUGUAUAUCUUAAGCCAAUAAGUGGUAAUAAGAAAAAAUUUACAGAUGAAUCUCCACUAAACAUAACAACUGAGCAGUUUAGGGAUGUUGUUGGAAGUCCAAAGAUGAAGGAACAAGACAUUGCUUUUUCAAUGCUGAAGAACAGAAUGGAUCCUACUCUUGAUCCUCAGAGCCCCACUUUUGAGAUCAUGUCACCUAUUCUAAGUUCUUCUCUAGGCUCUCCAGCAAAAAGCAAUCAGGGGAAACAUCAUGAUCAGAGUCCCUCUGAGAGAAUAUAUUGUACAAGGGACUUCCAAAGCUUCAAGAGUUUGUUGCAUUCAAAGUCAACUCAGUACAAAUCAAACGCACUGCCAGAGUUAUCUGAUGGUUCUGGAGAAAUAAAAGAUUCUCCAAUUAUGAAAUCAAGGUUGAGCUUGGAAGAAGAUGUAGAAAAUAGGAUGUCUAAUUCAUCUUCUGAUGAGAUGGAUUCUGAGAGCUCUGAAGAAAAUUUAAAUAUUAAAGGUUGCAGGGAAUCGGAGCUAUUAUCCCCUGAAAUUGGUAGUGCUAAUAGACAAGAGUUUGUAAGUCUUCAGAGUGAAUGGCUGGGCCACCAAGAAGGUGUUGAAUUGUCCGGAUUUAUUCCUGCUUCCGAGUCAUUUAAAGGAAUUGAAAAAAGUAGCAAGCUUCAGGCAUACUUUGAACACAAUCAAGAGGACAGGUUCGUUAGUGCUAUAGCUCUAAUUGCUAUGGCUUUAGAUCGUGUUAAAACCAAAAUGAAGUCUGCAACUAGCAAAAAAGCUGCUAAAAUUCUGAGGUCAGCAGCUGAGGCAAUACACUUGCAAUUGCAGAGUGCUGAAUCUCAGAUCAAAACAGAUCUGGGAAAGCUGACCUGUCUUAGUGAAUCGAGAAGGACAAGUGUAGAAAAUAGAUUUGAAGAACAACAGGAACAGCUGCACGACAUAUAUAAAAGAUUCAAAGAAGAGAUCGAUCAGCACCUUGUGGAUUACAAAAGCUUAAUUGAAGAUCUAGAAGAACACAAGAUUGAGCUUAAAGGAACCAUGAACAAACAAAGAACAGUUCAUAAUAGGAUUCUCUUUCAAGAGCAACAAGCAAUUGAUAUUCAAUUCAAGGAUGCCCAAAAAAGAAUCACAGCUGUCCACAAUCGGGCUAAAGAGAAGAUGCUUCAGUUGAAACUUGUGAUUGAAGAAUGUAUAAAAGAGGGCGCCUUCAGUUAAUAUUGCUUUUAAUGUUGAUGGGUAAUAUGGAGCUGUUGUCUAAAGUUGGAUAAAGAUUCCAGAAAUUUCUCAUGGAUGCUAAGAGCCAGGUUAUUUUAGUGUAAGUCCUUAUUUUAUGCCUAAAUUGCGACCAUGAAAUCAUUUUCCACGAGUGAUUGCUCGCACAUUGUAAAGAAUAUUCACCUCUACCAGCUAAGAUCUUGCAGUAAUUUUGGCUCUUCAGUAGCUUAAUUAGGUUCUCUAUAGAUGUUCAGGUCAUAAAUAUGCAAAGUAGUGCAAUGAGCAGUAAAAAUUGUGGAACCUGAUUUGUUAGCCUUUGGAGCUUUAUUGACUUAACACACCUCACAUGAACUAUUGCAUGGGUGAUGAGAUGUUGCAUUUAAACUAGAAGUGCAAGUUUCAAUUUUAGGAUGAUAAUGAACUUCACUGAUGUAUGGUAGCAUGACUAUUUUAGCCCGGGGAGAAUUGGAAAUGAUACCAUUUGAAACUUAGUAGUA